GGUUCAAUCCAGUUCCCCUGUCGGUAUGUUACAAUAACUUCAGAAGCAUCCAAACCCCCAACCUUGAAGAAUCAUCUCACCUUAUUUGAAUUGAAUCCCAAGGCGCGGUCAUUCGAAAUUGUUGCUGAACGGCAUCGUCGGUGACCCGAAUCUGCGCGCGCGCCGCGCAAAUACACUCAUAACACAUUACACAUUACACAUAACGCCAUACAUACACACCAACAUUCCUUCUAUCAAGGUGGUAGAUUGACCUAAACACUAAACCUUUCUAGUCAAUUUUUAUUAUUAUUUCUAUUUCUCGCUUCUCUGCCCAAGGAAUCGCGGGAAACAGAAAUAAAAAAAGGUUGCCCAUCCCGGCUACGGCUAGCGACAUAAGUAGUAUACCUGGUAUACAUACUUUGGUUGGUGGACUAGGUUACCUGGCUGCCUGGCUACCUUGGCUAACCUAGGCUACCUGCGCAGUACCAAGUGGGAAGACGCGUCUCUUGUAUCCCUCGUACUCAACGUAUCUUUCUUCAAACUCGAAUCAAUCCAGCUUCAGGUUACGAAGAACACAAACUAACUGUACGCGACCGAGCAGAAACCUCUAAUUUUUGAUUGCUCCUAUUGCGUCGUUUCGCAGCAGGAGUAAAAAUAAACAGAGUUCGAACGUUACGACUAAAUUUAUGCACCAUUUGAAGAAUUCUCAUUCGCAUACAUCAGCUCCAAUCAUGCAGCAAUGGCAGGUCGGCCCUGUGCCGGGGGACUACCUCUACGCACCGAACUCCACUCAGCAUCCGAACGAUCCUAUGCACUCAAAUCACCCCUACCAAAACGAGAUGUCACGGAGGAAUGAGUUCGCAGGUUAUACGCCACAACCCCCCAAUCCCGGUGCCCAACCUCAUCCCUCGCACCCCCAGCAGCAUCACCAGCAGCUGCCUCAGCAUCAACAACAUCAAAACCAGCCGCAUCAACAAUCCCAUGGUUCCCACUCUCAGCAUCCGCACCACCAGCCGCAUCAGCCGUCGCAUCAGGCGCAACAGCACCAUGCAACCCCGGUGCCUCCUCCGAUGACCAUACCACAACAACCCGUCGCAACUUCCCAGCAGUCGACACCUACCCCGGCUUCAACACCUGCUGCGCCCCGCGGUCGUAAGCGAGCCGCACCUGGACAUCAGCAAGGCCACGGUCAAGCUCACCAACAGCCGCACGCGCCCACCACAAACCCGGCCACGCCCGUCCCUGCAUCCACGACUGUCGCCGCCCCUACCGCAAAUACUCCGGCUCCUGCGCCGGCUCCUCUUCCAGUCUCGGCUCCGCCGCCGAUGCAGGUCACUCCCGUGGCUCCACCGGCCGUCCCGACCAAGGAGGAAGUCAGCACUCCGUCAGUCCCGCCCCCGGCCAAGAAGAGUCGAACGAACACGCCCUGGACCCCCGCCGAGGAAUUACGACUUAAGCAAAUGAGGGAUAACGGUAACAGCUGGGCCGAGAUUGCCAAGACAUUCCCUACCAGAACCGAAGGUAGCGUAAAGAAGCAUUGGUACAAGGAUAUGCACUACGCCGAAUUUGCCGAGGAUGAAAGUCAGGCAUUGCUCAGCGCCAUCAAGGACUACGAGAACAAUAAGUGGAAGACUAUCGGACAGAAAGUCGGCAAGCCAGCAAAGGCCUGCGAACAAUACGCUAAAGAGCAUUUCCCAGAAUUGUUCUCUGCGCAAAAGGCACGUUAGAAAAGCACCAGGUGCACGGUGUUACAUUUCGUUCUGAGUGUCCUACCUAUCUCUCUGGCUUUGGUUACCACCCUUUUUUGCUUCGAUCUGCUCAUUCUUAUUAGGUAUUGUAAGAGAACAGGCUCUAUGAUGUUGUGUCGGGACGAUCCCACUCGUCGGGAGGGGCGCGUCCCUAGCACACAACUUCGUAACCCCCGAUCGCGUCAACGACGUGGGGUGGGAAUGGAUAUCCGACCUUUGGUCAUAUCCCUCCCAUCCCUAUUUCCAUAUUUACUUUUGUUUCGGUAUAUUGAGACGGCAAGGAACGGGUCUUUCCUAUCCAAAGCACGAUUCCCCCACGGGAGAAUGGUAGGGUUGUCAGAUUAGGUUAUUCGGGAGGGCAAAGAGAGUUGACUUCUAUGCUUUGAUGGGGGGAUAUUUCAUUGAGUGGAUCGUGGCAAGCAGGUUUCCGGGUCCCGAGAUCCUUUAUUCGAAGAAAACUCAUAAAAAUCCGGCUUUAAUGUAUGAUGAAGGAUCAACCAGAUGCUCUUCUAGGUGGUUCGUAAUGCAGAAUUGCCGGAAGGUAAACCAACUCGGUCGUCUUGCACGAUUGCUAAAUUGCUAGCCCUAGAUAUUCUUAAAGCUAGCUAGCUCUUGUAAAAAUAUCAGCACGGUAAAUCCUUAAUAUGAUGUAUUCAUAAUA
Molecule: messenger RNA, 2388 nt
Organism: Annulohypoxylon maeteangense
Lineage: Eukaryota; Fungi; Ascomycota; Sordariomycetes; Xylariales; Hypoxylaceae
Exons: 6
Coding region: 666-1706 (346 amino acids)
Source: RefSeq, a predicted model, not a curated record